UUUGGAUUUAUUAUCUCAAAACAAUAUCUUAUGUCCAUUUGUUAUAAUUGGGAUAAUGUAAACCUGACCGUUAUUGCAGAUAUCCUGAUCAUCCUGUCUAGGUUUAUUGGCAAAAUAUUCGAGGAAGAUCAAAAAGAUCACUCUGAUCCACAGAUCCACGCAGAUGAAGAGUCUUUAAUCCAGUAGUUGCUCUGUAGCGCCCUCUACUGGCCGCAGAAGUGAACCGAGCAACUCCACUUCUCUGUCACAUCUAGGUGUGAACCACGUGAAAUCACGUGUUCAUUACUGCAACGAGGGUGCAUCCAAGAGUACAGUGUGGAAAGUUUGCGGUUUCCACUGAGGUCUAUCUACCGGGGACUGCAGGAGGGGUUAUCUUGCCUAAUAUUGAUGCAGCUAUAAUAUUGCAGUUCCCAUUUUUUCGCAAUAGACCACACAUUUCUUAAGAAGAAGAUGAAUAGUCUUUAAAAAUUUUAGAUAACCAUUCAAAAGUCUUUGCCCUGAAGAAUAACCCCACAUGUUCUGUUUUUUAAGGGCCCUGUGGUUAUCCAAAAGAGGCGUCCCAUUGCUUCAUGAACACAGCUCCUGUUUUGUUCACACUGUCGGCCUUUUGAUGAGCACAGACAGGAGGAGUAAAGUCCAGAACCAAGGGCAGAUUAUUAACCUGUCUAAUCUGGUCCCCUUCUGUCUCUCGCUCUCCCAUAAAACCAGCCUCUGCGUCCAGCCAGGUCUCAGGUCUCACAUGGCCUCUGGGAGACAGCAGCACAGAGCCCAACACAUCCUUCAAGGGCCAAUGAAUCAGUCAGAAACUGCAGAGGAGCUCAAGCUCCCACCUUCAGAUAGAGCUGUGCCAGCAGAUGGUACAGAGGUACAAGAGAUGCCUGCUGACAUUGCCAAGACGUCUGAUGGGAGUCAGAAUCAGCCUGCAGGAUUUGAUAUGAUCUACAGGAUCGAGGACGUCCCGCCUUGGUAUCUGUGUGUGCUGCUGGGACUGCAGCACUACCUAACAUGCUUCAGUGGAACUAUUGCUGUACCAUUCCUAUUGGCUGAAGCCAUGUGUGUGGGGCAGGACCAGUACACUGUCAGCCAGUUAGUGGGCACCAUCUUCACCUGUGUGGGGAUCACUACGCUCAUACAGACUACAUUUGGUGUCAGGUUGCCUUUGUUCCAGGCAAGUGCUUUUGCCUUUCUCAUACCUGCUCAGGCAAUUCUGAGGCUGGACAAAUGGAAAUGUCCCCCUGAAGAGGAGAUUUACGGAGAUUGGACUCUUCCUCUCAACACCUCUCAUAUUUGGCAACCACGGAUACGAGAGAUUCAGGGCGCUAUCAUUAUCUCCAGCCUGAUUGAGGUGGUCAUAGGGUUUGCUGGAAUCCCUGGGAUCCUGCUUAAUUCAAUCGGACCCCUGACUGUCACUCCCACAGUGUCCCUUAUCGGCCUGUCCGUCUUCCAGACGGCAGGAGACCGCGCAGGCAGCCAGUGGGGCUUGUCCCUGCUGUGCAUCUUCCUCAUUGUUUUGUUUGCUCAGUAUCUAAGAAACUGGGCCUGUCCUUUCCCAAACUACUCCAAACAAAAAGGCUGUCACAUCACACAUGUGCAGAUAUUCAAGAUGUUUCCGAUCAUCAUGGCAAUCAUGCUGGUAUGGCUGGUUUGCUACAUUCUCACCCUGACGGAUGUGCUGCCGAACGACCCAAAUCAAUAUGGCUACAAGGCUCGCACUGACGCCCGGGGCGAUAUUAUGACCCAGGCACCAUGGUUUCGUUUCCCCUAUCCAUGUCAGUGGGGUUUACCCACAGUGACGGUAGCAGGAGUGCUAGGAAUGUUUAGUGCCACUCUAGCUGGUAUUGUUGAGUCUAUCGGAGACUAUUACGCCUGUGCUCGUCUCUCUGGAGCUCCACCUCCUCCUGUUCAUGCUAUCAAUAGGGGGAUCUUUACAGAGGGAGUGUGCUGCAUCAUAGCGGGGCUGCUGGGUACAGGAAAUGGAUCGACCUCUUCCAGUCCUAACAUAGGGGUGCUUGGCAUCACCAAGGUGGGAAGUAGGAGGGUGAUACAGUAUGGAGCAGGCAUAAUGCUUUUAUUGGGAACUAUUGGGAAGUUCACAGCCCUGUUUGCCUCCUUACCCGACCCUAUCCUCGGAGGGAUGUUCUGCACCUUGUUUGGUAUGAUUACAGCUGUUGGACUGUCAAACCUACAGAGUGUGGAUCUGAACUCGUCCAGAAAUCUUUUCGUUCUGGGUUUUUCCAUGUUUUUUGGCCUCAUGUUGCCUAAUUACCUGGACACUCAUCCAGACAGCAUUAAAACAGGUGUAGCAGAACUGGACCAAAUCAUCACAGUGCUCCUGACAACAGAGAUGUUUGUAGGGGGAUUCAUAGCAUUUGUACUUGAUAACACAAUCCCAGGCACCAGAAAAGAGCGAGGUCUGGUUGAAUGGGCAGCUGAUAAUUAUUCAGGAGCAGGAACAGUAAAAACAGACACAUAUGACUUUCCAAUUGGUAUGGGUCUGGUCCGGAAGCUAAGCUGUCUGCACUACCUACCAAUCUGUCCCACUUUCCGGGGCUUCAAGCCAUCAUGUCGCAAAUAUGAGGAGGACGAGGACAUAAAAAUAAAGGAAGGUGUGAUCGAUGCUCCAGCUGAAAUAGUCUGCACCAAAAUUUAGCCCUAGUUUUUAUUUGACUUGGUUUAAUAGAGUGUAUGUUGUUUGGGUGAAGCUGAACAUUUUCACAGCCGAGCACCAAUUUUGCUGUCAAAUAUUUUGACUUGUUUGUUCAGUUUUGCAUCUAAAACAGACAAGAAAAAUGCACCAUUAGAGAAUGGGUGUAUAUGUUUAAAGGAAAACUUGAAUGAACAGUUUGAGAACAAAGGGUCUCUGUUCUUUUAACAUCAAAUCAAAUGUAAGAUUUGAUUUGAUUAUUAAGCAUUAUGUGUUUUAUUGAAAUUACUUCAAAAUAAAAUGAAGGUCAGGUUUUUUUUUUAUUUUUUAUUACUUCUUGAUUGUGUACAAAAUAUGCAAGUGAUUAACACUAAACAAAAUGUGUUCAGAAAUGUUUAGCUUCAGAAAACAGUGAAAAAUUACAUAUUUAAAAUACACAGAAACCAUAAUUUAUAUACAUAUUAUUGUAAAUAAUAAUGUUUAUAAAUACUAAAACUGUACUAUAUAUUCCAUAAGAGCCAAAGAACAAAAGACC
Messenger RNA from Cyprinus carpio (common carp), 3179 nucleotides. It is a transcript of the gene slc23a1, whose product is annotated as solute carrier family 23 member 1. Gene Ontology annotation, biological process: transmembrane transport. Gene Ontology annotation, molecular function: transmembrane transporter activity. The record is from RefSeq and is a predicted model, not a curated record. Gene Ontology annotation, cellular component: membrane. NCBI's taxonomy places the organism in Eukaryota, Metazoa, Chordata, Actinopteri, Cypriniformes, Cyprinidae.